Nicotiana tabacum (common tobacco) is the source of this 1488-nucleotide messenger RNA. The record is from RefSeq and is a predicted model, not a curated record. Lineage: Eukaryota; Viridiplantae; Streptophyta; Magnoliopsida; Solanales; Solanaceae.
CAAAGUACCCCCUCGCUUUCUGCUUCAAAUUGAAGCUGUCUUUUUUUUUUUUCCACCCUCCUUCGUUCUUCAAACAUAUAAUAGAGAGAAUACAUGCUUCCUUCACUCUAGGGUUCCAUCCGUACUGUUCCUGGGAGUUUUUGAACUUUUGGACUUGUAAAUUUCUAGGGUUUAUCACUCUUUGAAAUCUCUCUCUCCAUGGCGGCGGAGAAGCUUAGGGAUUUGAGCCAGCCUAUUGAUGUUGCCUUGCUUGAUGCCACUGUUGCCGCUUUCUAUGGAACUGGAUCUAAGGAAGAGAGAGCUGCAGCAGACCAUAUUUUGCGGGACUUGCAAAAUAUCCCAGAUAUGUGGCUUCAAGUGGUUCACAUUUUGUCGAGCACGCAAAGCCUGAACACCAAGUUUUUUGCUUUGCAGGUUCUAGAAGGUGUUAUAAAGUAUAGAUGGAAUGCAUUACCUGUUGAACAAAGAGAUGGGAUGAAAAAUUACAUUUCUGAAGUUAUUGUAAAGCUUUCUAGUGAUGAAGCAUCACUUAGGCGGGAAAAGCUAUAUGUUAGCAAGCUAAAUAUAACUUUGGUUCAGAUUUUGAAGCAUGAGUGGCCAGCCAGAUGGCGAAGCUUUGUUCCAGAUUUAGUUGCAGCCGCAAAGACAAGUGAGACUAUAUGUGAAAAUUGCAUGGCCAUAUUGAAGCUUCUUAGUGAGGAGGUAUUUGAUUUCUCGAGGGGCGAAAUGACUCAACAGAAAAUUAAAGAGCUUAAACAAUCUUUGAAUAGCGAGUUUCAACUCAUCCAUGAGUUAUGCAUGUAUGUGCUAUCAGCAUCCCAAAGAACCGAGCUUAUCAGGGCUACUCUUGCAACAUUGCAUGCUUUCCUUUCAUGGAUUCCUGUGGGCUAUAUAUUUGAAUCACCAUUGCUGGAAACACUGCUUAAAUUUUUCCCUAUGCCAGCUUAUCGGAAUCCCACUCUUCAGUGCUUAACAGAGGUUGCUGUCCUCAAUUUUGGGGAUUUUUAUAACGUCCAGUAUGUCAAAAUGUACAAUAUAUUCAUGGUGCAGUUGCAGCAACGCCGACAACUGCAUUUCAUUCCCAAGCUUGUCGGCGUCAACAUAGACUCUGAAUUUCCUAUGACAUCCAAAUCAUUGGACAAACUAAAUACUCCUAGCAACACUAAGCAUAAUACUAUUCUUCCUCCCAAUACGAAUAUUCCUGAGGCAUAUGCAAAUGGAAGCAAUGAAGAGCAGGCAUUUAUUCAGAAUUUGGCGCUGUUUUUCACAUCAUUCUUUAAGUCUCACAUACGGGUGCUAGAAACGUCACAAGAAAAUGUAAAUGCCCUCCUACUGGGGCUUGAGUAUCUAAUUAACAUCUCAUAUGUGGAUGACACUGAGGUUUUCAAGGUUUGCUUGGAUUACUGGAAUUCCUUGGUUCUUGAAUUAUUUGAAGCACAUCAUAAUCUAGACAAAUCUGCUAUGACUGCAAGUUUGAUGGGGCUUCAG